ACGUCCGGAAAACAACUGAAAUUCGAGGACAAAGCGGCAUCUUCGAGAAAACAACAAACGGAAUCGGUCAUUUACCUCGAGUCCAGGUCUUUGUCUGGAAAAAAAUUGGCACUAACAGCUUCACACGCUACGACCGCAAGUUCAGAUUUGUGGUCUUUCGUCUUUCACGACCGAAGCUCAGCCCACGGUCUUGCGAAUACAACAGUACCUUGAAGGACCUCAUCGAUAGGUAUCCUAUCUCAUCCGAUAUAUAUCAGAGGCAACAACCAGCAAAAUCACCAACCCGAGAGAGAUACCGAACAAAUCCCCAUAACGACAGCCGUGAGCUCUGUCAAGCAACACCAAGCUUUCAUCAUCAACUACACCACGAGGGUACCCAACAGCAACAGGCGAUCAACACCACCGCCAAACCCCUUCUCUAAUCACACCACCCACCACCAAAUCACAAAAAAUGUCCCAACCCCUCUUCGGCCUCGUCCCCGCCGGCCAACCCGUAAUAAUCACCCCCACCGAAGCUCCCAGUCCCACCUCCUUCCUGUACGCCAUCCCACCCACCAACCCGAACUCUCCCCCCGGUUCCGCCAUCUCCAAGCCCUUUGGGCACGUCGUCGUCUUUCUUUUGCCUGGUGUAGUCCUCCCCCCGGGGACCGCAGCAGCCAUUUACCUCGUCACCCCGCCCUCUCCAGCGCUGGGGCAGACGACACCCAACUUUAAAUUUUUGGGAGGGAUUGGGCCGGGGAAGGAGAGUGCUAUUUUCAAGGUUGGACCUGGGGCAGGGACAACAGGGCCGGGAAGCAAGAACGUGGUGAUUGGGGUUUCGGUUGAGGAUGCGGAGAGUGUGGCUAGUAGGAUGGCUUCGUUGGGGACAACAACACCUGCAGCAGCAACAAGUGGUAAUGGAACAGAAGGGGCGUUGGUACCUGUUUCGGCAGAGCGGCAGCAGCCGAGCACGCUGGUGUUGGCGCAGAGGAUCAUCAAGAAUGCGUUUAACUUUCUAUCGAGCUAUACCGGGUCGACGCCAGGGCAGAUGGAGGUGGUGCCGCUGAAGGCGUUUGAGGAGUGGUGGAAGAAGUUUGAGAGUAAGGUGAGGACGGAUCCGGGGUUUUUGGAGAGGGAUGACGAUCAAUGAGUGACGAGCGGCCGAGUGCUUGGGAGACGUUCCCGGGGGAGAAUAGUGGGAAAGAAGUCGUUCCUUCCUGGCUGAUGGGCAGGGUUGGUUUGCGGACACAGGAAAGAGUUCGUGGUUGGAUAUAUCUUAGAUGCUUGAGGAGGCAAACAUACCCAGGUGUGAGAACAAUGGACAAGGAAACAAUGAUAUAGAGAGAUGUCGAAAUGUCCGUGAGUAAGAAUGAGGUAUUGAUAUAGAGAGAUGUCGAAAUGUCCGUGAGUAAGAAUGAGGUAUCUUGUUCCAAAAGUUUGUAAUAAAGCCGUACUAGCUAGCUGCUGGCAUUGAGAAAGAAUGAAGAAUAAAAAUGUACUGAG
Molecule: messenger RNA, 1482 nt
Organism: Neurospora tetraspora
Lineage: Eukaryota; Fungi; Ascomycota; Sordariomycetes; Sordariales; Sordariaceae
Exons: 1
Coding region: 452-1129 (225 amino acids)
Biological process (GO): protein import into nucleus
Cellular component (GO): nucleus; cytosol
Molecular function (GO): nuclear import signal receptor activity
Source: RefSeq, a predicted model, not a curated record